Molecule: messenger RNA, 1890 nt
Organism: Acanthamoeba castellanii str. Neff
Lineage: Eukaryota; Discosea; Longamoebia; Acanthamoebidae
Product: R3H domain containing protein
Exons: 2
Coding region: 1-1890 (629 amino acids)
Biological process (GO): negative regulation of transcription by RNA polymerase II
Cellular component (GO): nucleus
Molecular function (GO): DNA-binding transcription factor activity, RNA polymerase II-specific; RNA polymerase II transcription regulatory region sequence-specific DNA binding; zinc ion binding
Source: RefSeq, a predicted model, not a curated record
AUGGUGCCACCCAUUCCGUGCAGCACCCCGCCGCCUGAGUGCAACCACCCGUGCGUCCGACCCUCGCCGUGCGGUCACGCUCUGCCGUACCACGCCUGCCACAGAGACAACGAACCCUGCCCUCCUUGCACGGUUCUCGUUGAGAAGUGGUGCAUGGGCAACCACGAACUGCGCAACCACGUGCCGUGCCACGUGAAGGACGUCUCCUGUGGCAGCCCCUGCGGCAAGCCCAUGCCCUGCGGACAGCACAAGUGCGCUCGGAUCUGCCACAAGGCUCCCUGCGUCGUGCCCAAGGAGGCCGAGACCGCGGCCAGCAGCUCCAAGGACAAAAACAAGAAGGGCAAGAAGAACAAGGAGAAAGAAAAGGAACAGGACGAGCCGGCGUGGGAAGAGACCGAGGAGAAGCAGUCCGAAGCCGAGCCCGAGCUCGUCUCCUGCGGACAGAAGUGCGGUCGGCCUCUCAAGCACUGCGCGCACAACUGCACCGCCCUGUGCCACCCUGGCCAGCCCUGCCCCGUGGUGCAGUGCCGCCAAAUGGUCCGCAUCACGUGCCCGUGCAAGCGCCGGUCGAUGGAGGUGCUCUGCCUACGCGGCGGGCCAGCGGCUGAGCACGACGCCGGCAAGGAGAAAGACGAAGACGACUCGUUCGACGCCUCCAAGCGCGAAGACAAGCGACAGCUCUCGUGCGACGAAAUGUGCGAACGCGAGAAGCGCAACCAGCGGAUCGACGAGGCAUUCAACGUGGCCGGCUCGAAGGAGAAGGAGGCGCCCGUGUUCACCGAGGAGCUGCUCUCCGCUGCUCGGAACAACACCGUCAAGUUUGUGCAGAAGGUGGAGGAGGAGUUCAAGAAGCUCAUCCUCGCGCCCAGCGGCAUCCGACACUCGUUCCCGCCGAUGAAGGUGCUGCAGCGUGCGCUCAUCCACGAGCUCGCGCGUUGGUAUCGCCUCGACGCCAUCUCCUACGAUCCGGAGCCGCUGCGGAACGUGGUCGUGAUGAAGAAGAACGACUCGCGCAUCCCGCCCUUCGCCCUACUCUCGACCCUGAUGGCGUCCGGCCGCCUGCCCAAGGUGGCUACCACCGCGCCCGCGCUCGGUUCGGCGUUCGACAUGGACAUCGGCGACGCGACCGACUGCGUGCUUCAGAUCUACAACCUGUCGCCGAUCAUCACCACCGAGCAUCUGGCCACCUUCCUCUCGCGCUUCUCCGGCGAGUACGUCCUCAAGUGGCUCGACGAUGCCAACGCUCUCGCCAUCUUCUCCAACGUACAGCAGUACCAGGCCGCCCUCUCCUCUCUCCAGACCGACGGCACGUUCAAGAUCCGGCCCUACGAGGGUCCCAAGACUUCCUGGCUCAGGUCGAGGACCAUGGUAAAGGGAGAAAGCGCUUCUUCCUCCUCCACGUCGUCAUCGUCCACCUCGUCGUCGUCUACCACCGCGGCCAAGGACAGCAAGCCAGCGAAGAAGACGACCGACACCACCACCAUCGCCGGCGCCAAGCCGUCUCUCCCCCCUGGACUCGCGGCGCCCGCCUCCUUCGCCGCACCCAACGCCUUCUCCGUUCUCCUGUCCUCGCCCGCCGCCUCCGUCGACGGCGUCACCCCCGACGACGUGCCCUCCUCCGACGUCGGUGCUGAAGCGGCUCCCGCCGACUGGGAGGAGUUGGCCGACGACGCACAGACCGACGACGCUCGUCCCGCCGCCGCGACCAAGGCCUCGACGCCCAACGUGUGGAACGCGGUCGUUGCCUCUCAUGCCGACGAGCCACAGCCUCGAGGCCCGCACCACGCGGCCGCUGCACCGAGCGCUCAGCAGUGGUCGUGCGCGCACUGCACGUUCCUCAACCCGCCCUCCGCCGGCAAGUGCGAGGUCUGCGAAAACACCCGCUUCUGA